Molecule: messenger RNA, 4252 nt
Organism: Oreochromis aureus
Lineage: Eukaryota; Metazoa; Chordata; Actinopteri; Cichliformes; Cichlidae
Product: filamin-B-like
Exons: 15
Coding region: 147-3203 (1018 amino acids)
Biological process (GO): actin cytoskeleton organization
Molecular function (GO): zinc ion binding; actin filament binding
Source: RefSeq, a predicted model, not a curated record
AAAAAAAAGGCAGGAAGCCUGGGCGUUCUUCCUCUGAGAAAAACAAAAGCGCUGUCUGGGUGAGAAAUUUAUCUCAAGGUUAAAAUCUCAACAGAGAAAGGACAACAAGGCGAAACUAGUAUAGUUAAGGUUCUCUCUGAGAAAAGAUGUCUUUCCAGUCCGAGGAGGAUCUUUCCUGUCCCGUCUGCCAUGACAUCUUUAGGGAUCCCGUUUUCCUGACAUGCAGCCACAGCUUCUGCAAGAUGUGUCUGAAGCACUGGUGGGCACAGAAGAAGCAACAGCAGUGUCCAGUCUGUAAGAAAAUAUCUAAACAGAGAGACCUGCCCUGUAACUUGGUCUUAAAGAACCUCGCUGAGGCCUACUUAAAAAAGAAAGAUCCAAGUGCUUCGGCGGGGUCUGAGGUUCUCUGCAGUCUGCACCACGAGAAACUCAAACUCUUCUGUCUGGACCAUCAGGAGCCAGCAUGUGUCAUCUGUCGUGAUUCGAGAGCACACAUCAACCACAAGUUCAGGCCCAUCGAUGAAGCCACGCAGGAUCAUAAGGAAGAGCUCCAGAAAGCCCUGAAACCAUUACAGGACAAACUGAAGGUCUUACAAAAAGUGAAAGGAAACUUUGAUAUAAGAGAGCAACACAUUAAGAUCCAGGCUCAACAAACAGAGAAGCAGAUCAAGGAGCAGUUUAAGAAGUUUCGCAUGUUUCUGGAUGAGGAAGAGAAGACCAGGCUGGCUGUUCUAAAAAAGGAAGAGCAACAAAAGAGUCAGAAGAUGAAGGAAAAGAUUGCGGCUCUGAGCAGAGAGAUGGCAGGUCUUUCAGCCACAAUCAGAGCUGCAGAGGAGGAGCUGAAAGCUGAAAACAUCUCAUUCCUGAAGAACUACAAGGGUACGAUGAAAAGGGUCCAGCAGUAUCCCUUGAUGGAUGCUCCACAGGUGGUCUCAGAAGCUCUGAUAAAUGUGGCCAAACACCUGAGCAACCUGGGUUACAACAUCUGGAACAAGAUGAAGGGGUUGGUCUCUUACACUCCUGAGACUCCAAAUACUGCUCAUCCAGAACUCUCCAACUAUGAACAUCUGACCAGUGAGAGGCACCAGCUUCCUGACAAGCCAAAAAGUCCCUUCAAGUUUCGGGUUCUGCCCACUCAUGAUGCCAGCAAAGUACAAGCCAGCGGCCCUGGGCUGACCAGCGGCGUCCCCGCCAGCUUCCCCGUUGAGUUCAAUGUUAAUGCUAAAGACGUUGGCCAAGGCCAACUGAGCGUGCUCAUCACGGACCAGGAUGGUAAACCUAAGCAGCCCACGAUCCAUGACAACGGUGAUGGUACAUACCGGGUAUCAUACGUCCCUGACCGUGCUGGCCGGUACACCAUCGUUAUAAAAUAUGGUGGCGAUGACAUCCCAGCAUCACCUUACAGAGUCCGUGCUACAGCAACUGGUGAUGCCAGCAAGUGCACCGUGAGCGGUUCAGGUGUGGGUCCCACUGUGGCCAUUGGUGAGGAGCUGGGUCUGGUAGUGAAUGCAAAGGGUGCUGGUAAAGGGAAAGUGAGCUGUGUGGUGGUUCAGCCCAAUGGCACAGAGGUGGAGGCCGAGGUGCUGGAGAAUGAAGAUGGCACCUUUGACAUCUUCUACACUGCGCCAGCUCCUGGGAACUACGUCAUCUACGUCCGCUUUGGAGGGGAAAACAUCCCGCGCAGUCCCUUCAAAGUCACGGUGAAGUCGGAAAGCUACCAGCCAGAUGGUACGAGCGUUAACGGCAGUGGCUUCAGACCUUUCGACAUGGUGAUUCCUUUUGCAUUCAGGAAGGGAGAAAUCACUGGUGAGGUGUUGAUGCCUUCAGGUAAAUCCGCUCAGCCUCUCAUCACAGACAACCUGGAUGGGACGGUCACAGUGCAGUACUCUCCUACUGAGGCCGGUCUGCACGAGAUGCACAUCAAAUACAAUGGCACACACAUCCCAGAAUCUCCCCUUCAGUUCUGUGUGAAUCACACCAGCAGUCCCAACGUCACAGCCUACGGUCCUGGUCUGAGUUAUGGUGUCGCCAACAAGUUAGCUACCUUCACAGUCUUCACAGAGGACGCCUCCGAAGGAGGUCUGGACCUGGCUAUCGAGGGUCCGUCCAAAGCGGAGAUCAGCUGUGUGGACAAUAAAGACGGGACCUGCACCGUCAGCUACCUGCCCACGCUGCCAGGAGACUACAACAUCCUGGUCAAAUACAAUGACGAGCACAUCGCUGGCAGCCCGUUCACCGCCAGGAUCACCAAGGACAACCAGCGGCGCUGUCAGGUCAAACUGGGCUCGGCUGCAGAUUUUUCUCUGGACAUCAAUGAGACGGACCUCAGCCUGCUCAGCGCCAGCAUCAGGUCGCCCUCUGGACGUGACGAGCCCUGCUUGCUGAAGAGGAUGGCCAACAACCACAUCGGUAUCUCCUUCAUCCCCCGGGAAGUGGGCGAGCACCAGGUCAGCAUCCUGAAGAAUGGUCGUCAUGUCGCCAACAGUCCCAUCACCAUCAUGGUCGUCCAGUCUGAGAUUGGCGACACCAGUCGAGUCAAAGCUCACGGUGACGGCCUCGUCCAGGGAACCACCUUCAACAACGCCAGCUUUAUAGUCGACACGCGGGAGGCAGGUUAUGGCGGUCUGGCUCUGUCCAUUGAAGGUCCAAGUAAGGUAGACAUCCAAACAGAGGACAUGGAGGACGGGACCUGUAGAGUCACUUACUGUCCGACCGAACCUGGAAACUACAUCGUCUCAAUCCGCUUCGCUGAGGAGCAUGUGCCAGGAAGCCCAUUCACGGUGCGGGUGACGGGUGAGGGUCGUAUUCGGGAGAGCAUCACCAGACGACAGAAGGCGGCGUCUGUCGCCAGUGUCGGGAGUGUGUGCGACCUCAGCCUAAAGAUACCAGUUAAUCGCCUCGUGAAUGUAUGGAACGCCAGAGAGACAUCAACCCUGACACUGGAUUCGGCAAUUCAGGCAUCCAGCAGCUUCAUGCAGAGCACUGUGUCCAGGCUGGGUGACUCUAAUGCCAGCAAGGUGGUGAGCCGAGGAGCUGGCCUGAGCAAGGCCUUUGUGGGCCAGAAGAGCAACUUCACUGUUGACUGCAGCAAAGCAGGUCCCCUGCGAGGAGGUGCUGGUCAAACACGUGGGCAACCUGCAGUACAACGUCAGCUACGUACUGAAGGAACGGGGCAACUACAUCCUGGUGGUCAAGUGGGGUGAGGACCACAUCCCUGGCUCCCCCUUCCACGUCACCGUCCCCUGAUGAGCCAAGAAACCUUCCGUCUCUCCUCCUGCACCAUUUUGCAUCCCCAUUUGAGUUAAAAGACACAUAAGUUGCACGACAAAUAACUGUCCAGUGAACAAGCUGCUGAGCAAAGCUUUCUCUGCUAACUUUGUUUUCAGCUCAAAUCAGAUGAUUUUUGAGGAUUUUCUGAAGCAACUCAUUUACAUUUUGAAAUGUUUCUCCUUGAUAUAGAAAAAUGUCAGAAUUAAAGAAAACAUUAGAGAAAAUAAAUGCACCACUGAAUAGAGACUUUGAACUCUUAGACACUUUUCUGGUAGUGAAUCAUUGAAGCGAAAUGGUAGAUGUACUCUAGUUUACUAGAUUGAACUGACUGAAGGUAAAAAAUCUAAAAUCUGUCGAUUUAAAACUGCCCUGGAUUUUUCAAUUGGCUCAUUUUGCACUUGAAUUUUUAUCCUAGAUUCGUGAAUAACAUUUGCUGGUUUUACACAGGUAGUUCAUCCACCUGCACAUCAGCUGGUGUUGAACUGAAUAUGUUAAGUUUGAAGUGAAACAAGUGGAUCCAAAGCUUUUAAAUACCUAUGUGCAAAAAUAUAUAUGCAUAACUGGAAUUUCACAGGACAAAACUCAGAACUGUAGAGACACUUGACAUGAGGUUUUAUUAAACCCCGAUUCUUUUGUCCCCAUGAUAGAACAGAGAAAACCCGACUCAUAGUGGUCAAAACAUUUUAUAUUUCUUUUAUUUCAAUCAUCUUCCGGAAGAGAGAGCCCUGCACAGCCCCAAAAGCCAGUUGCAGGAUCUCUAACAUUUGAAGCUCAAGAUAUGUCUCAUAUAGUGUUAUUUUUGUACUUCAGACGUCACACCCAUCACACACAGUUUCAUUACCAACAUUCCUUAUAUGGUACAAGUUCCUCUUUUCUGUCUGGCUUCCUGUAUUUAUUAAUAUGCUGUACAGCUCUACACUUCCUGUUUUUCAGUCUGGGUGAGCACUUACAGUGGCUUGCAAAAGUAUUCGGCCCCCUUGAA